Molecule: messenger RNA, 1559 nt
Organism: Dermochelys coriacea (leatherback sea turtle)
Lineage: Eukaryota; Metazoa; Chordata; Testudines; Dermochelyidae
Exons: 6
Coding region: 469-1407 (312 amino acids)
Biological process (GO): regulation of immune response
Cellular component (GO): cell surface
Molecular function (GO): coreceptor activity; MHC class I protein binding
Source: RefSeq, a predicted model, not a curated record
UGAUCUACAGUGCAGUUAAAAGUCCUCCAAGACAAGACAACAAAUAAUCAUUACAUGUCUGUGUUGUGCCACCAAGAACUGUGCUACAAUAAACCAAACAUGGAAGGCUGGGGAGAGAUUUACGUUGCAAUUGUCAAAGGACCUAAGUGAUUUAGGCGCAUUUUCCUUUGAAAGUCAAUGGGACUUGUGCGCUGAACUCAUGUGGGUUUGUUUAUUUACAUCAUCCAUAUUCUGGACAUUGAAUUAUUCUGAAUUAUUAUUUACAUCCCUGUGCCACUAUAAUGCAGAGAAAAUCUACAAGAAAUGCUGUACUCUCUGCAGAGCCUUUGACCCACCCAUCAACACAGCACAUCCUCCUCGGAGGCGUUCCUCACUGGAAAUGACCAAGACACUGUACCCAGUUACUGCAGCAGUGCACUCAGCAUCAGCCUUUGGGCCAGUGUGUCAGGAUUUUGUCCUACUAUCUUUAUGAACAUGAUCUUUGCCAAGUAUCUGGUUUUAUCUUCCUUAGUGCUAGGAGUGCAGUUAUUUCUGUACCAGACUCAGCGGAUCCAGUUUGUUGAAGUUAAUGACACUGCAAAGAUCCACUGUUCUUCCAAAGAAAACUUGGAAGGAGGAAGUAGAAUAUUUUGGUAUUUGAGAAGAGAAGGCGAGACACCCACAUGUAUUAAGAGCUGUUUGGAUAAUCAAAAUGUAAGUAAAUUUGCUUGCAAACAUGAGAGACGCAGCUCAACACUGGAAAUCAGCAACAUCGAAAAGACUGAGUCUGGCAUUUACUACUGUGCAUAUAAAUACAGCAGCUACCUGCUUUUCGGGAAUGGAUCCACACUGAUUGUUGGAGACAGUUAUACCAACAGUAGCUGGGUGAUGCUUCUGGUCCCAUUUCCACAUGGCAGUCAAGUCACUGGGGCAGCGAAUCUGGCUUGUGUGAUCCAUGGAGUGUCCAGCCCAGUCUAUGUUUCCUGGAGUGUUUCGGGGGAGCUGCAGGAACAGGGGCUGAUGCGCUCAUUGAAAGCAAAGGAUGGAUCUUUAACGCUCAUAAAUCACAUCAGCGUCCCCAUGGACACCUGGAUCAGUGGGAAGAAUUUCACCUGUGAAGUCAAAUUCAACUCUUCCGGCAACACUGUGAAGAAAAGUACCAGGUAUUCUGUAGCCCCUGCCAGCGAGUGCUCAUAUUACAUUGUGUGUCUUGCGGCUGUUGCUGGUCUGCUGCUGCUGUUGGUGUCUCUGAGCCUCGUCUGGACCCUCUGCCGUUCCACGCUAGGACUCAAGCCCAGGAUCUCAGCACCCCCAGCUUCAGAGGAGCACCAGGGUGGAAUCUUAUACGCUCAGCUGGAUUUAGAUUCGCGGAAUCGCAAUGGGCGCACGAUGCAGCGAUCGGCCAAAGGAAAACGUGUAAAAGCCUGAACUGUCUAGUGCAGGGGAAUCCACAAAUGGGAACUGAUGUCUGGUUCUCUGCUGAUCGGACGUAGCAGCUGGAAGAAGGCUCUGUCUGUCUCCGUCUCCUUUCUUUUUGUAUUUUCUCCACUUCUCUCUUUCGAAUAAAAAGCUCAGAAGAU